AUGAGGCCCGCCGCCCCCUCGAUAGAGAUCAUGGCUGCUCAGUCAGUCACGCCCGAUUCUCGCUCCUCGUCUUCUACAAACUCGCCUCUCCCUGCCGACAACGAGGAGUCAGACUUCUUCAUCGCCGGCAACGACUCGCAGUCAUCUCUCGGCGUUCCCAACAUCGAGGACAUGCAGGUCAACGAUGACCCGUGCCAACCCGCCGUCAACCGGCUGCCCAGCGAGAUUCUCAUCUCCAUCUUUGCCAAGCUCAACAACACAUCCGACCUUUUUCACUGCAUGCUGACGUGCAAGCGCUGGGCAAAGAACUCGGUCGACCUUUUGUGGCAUCGUCCUGCCUGCACCAACUGGAGAAACCACUCGUCCAUAUGCCAGACGCUGCAGCUUCCCACUCCCUUCUUUGCCUACCGCGACUUCAUCAAGCGCCUCAACCUAGCCGCCACCCCUCUCGCUGAUAAGAUCAGCGAUGGCAGCGUCAUGCCUCUCGCCGUCUGCACCCGCGUCGAGCGGCUUACCCUGACACACUGCCGGAACCUUACGGACCAGGGCUUGACGAAGCUCGUGGAGAAUAGCUCCUCCCUUUUGGCACUCGACAUAUCGGGCGACGAGAACAUCACAGACGUCUCCAUCAUGACCAUCGCUCAGCACUGCAAGAGGCUGCAGGGCCUGAACAUCUCCGGCUGCCGCAUGAUCACCAACGACAGCAUGAUCAAGCUUGCCGAGAACUGUCGCUACAUCAAGAGGCUCAAACUCAACGACUGUCAUCAACUGCGAGACAAUGCCAUCCUUGCCUUUGCCGACAACUGUCCUAAUAUCCUCGAGAUCGACCUGCACCAGUGUGCACACAUUGGAAACGAGCCCAUUACCGCCCUUAUCUCCAAGGGCCAGUCCCUCCGCGAGCUCCGGCUGGCGGGCUGCGAACUCAUCGACGACAUGGCCUUCAUGACGCUGCCCCUCGGCAAGACCUACGACCACCUCCGCAUCCUCGACUUGACCUCGUGUGCCAGACUCACCGAUCAGGCCGUGCAAAAGAUCAUCGAUGCCGCUCCGCGUCUCCGCAACCUUGUUCUGGCCAAGUGUCGCAACAUUACCGACGUCGCUGUCAAUGCCAUUGCGAAGCUUGGUAAGAACCUGCACUACCUGCAUCUCGGCCACUGCGGCCACAUCACCGACGAGGCCGUGAAGCGGCUCGUCCAGGCAUGCAAUCGUAUACGGUACAUUGACCUGGGAUGCUGCACAAACCUCACCGAUGACUCCGUCACGAAACUGGCACAGCUUCCCAAGCUCAAGAGAAUCGGUCUCGUCAAGUGCAGCAGCAUCACCGACGAGUCCGUCUUCGCUCUCGCUCGUGCCAACCACCGCCCUCGUGCGCGCCGAGACGCAAACGGUAACAUUGACGAGUACUACUCGUCCAGCCUCGAGAGAGUCCAUCUGAGUUACUGCACCAACCUUACGCUCAAGAGCAUCAUCAAGCUGUUGAACUACUGCCCUCGCCUCACCCAUCUCAGUCUGACGGGAGUUACCGCCUUCCUCAGAGAAGAGUUUGGCGAGUUCUGCCGCCCUCCCCCACCUGAAUUUACGGAUCACCAGCGCGGCGUGUUUUGCGUCUUUUCCGGUGCCGGCGUUUCGAGACUCCGGGAGUAUCUAAACUCCUCUGCCGAAUACGAGAGCUUGCGCGACUCCCCCCCUCGGUUCCCCGGAAUGCCGGGAUAUGGCGUCCGCCGCCCAGCCGAUCCCCGUGGCUCAACCGCCGGAAAUAUUGAACAAGCAAACGGCGAUGCCGAGGUUGACGACGCCGAGGCGCCGGAGGACGACGAAUUCGAGGGUCUCGACGGCAGCGAAAUGGCGGUAGAUGGCCAGCCUCUGUUGGCACAGAACCUGGUCAACGGCAAUGCCCAGAACGGUGUCCCUCCGCCGCCGCCGAACCAUGUGCCUCCGGCCGGCGCAGUCCCCAUGUUCGCGCAACCCCUGGGACAGGCCCCCCUGCUCUUCAGCCCUCUCAGCCCGGCCUUUCCUCAGGCCGCCCGCUCGCCGACCGCUAGCGGUCCGUCCAACCACCCGCCGCCCCUGGUCGUGUCAAGCCACUACUCCCCGACGAGUCCGGGACCCAGCACGUCAACGGCAAACACUCUCUCGCCCCAAGGAACAAACCUCGGCUUUCCGGCAUACACGAGCAGAAGACCCGCACCCCUAGGUGCCAGCACCGCGUCGAUGGAAGCUUCGAUGCUCAGCCCGGCCACCCAUCGCAGCCGUCCAGCAAGCAUCAUCUCCAUGGAGGCGUCCAUGCUGGGACCCGCGGAUCCAGAGAUGACGGAGCCGUCCACGCCGAAUGGACAGCAGCAGCACUCGUAA
Colletotrichum spaethianum is the source of this 2352-nucleotide messenger RNA. RefSeq names its product scyllo-inositol 2-dehydrogenase (NAD(+)). The transcript has 4 exons. NCBI's taxonomy places the organism in Eukaryota, Fungi, Ascomycota, Sordariomycetes, Glomerellales, Glomerellaceae. The record is from RefSeq and is a predicted model, not a curated record. Bases 1 to 2352 code for a protein of 783 amino acids. Gene Ontology annotation, molecular function: protein binding.